AUGGCCAUCAAAGAGAUGGGCGAAACCCACUCUGUUCAUUCUAAUGUAAACCUCCACCAGCCCGAGUCGGGUGAACCAAAGGUCAUCGUAGAACAUCUGAAAGACGGGCUCACUGAGACCAUCCAUGAGAAGCUCAAGGAAUGUUGCGCGGUCAAGGAAGUCAAUCCGCUUGUUUUCGUGUCUCGAGAACAACUCAUCCAAGAUGUCGAGGACUUUGCGAGUGAGGCGGACAUGAUUGAUCUGUUGCCCAUCUUGACCAAGGGUGCACUCGUGGCUAAAACUCCGGAAUUGUUUCAAGAUGUGGAAGGGCUCAGCAGCGACGAGGUGGAAAUCCUGAAAACCGAAGUCACUCAUCGAUGGAAACUCUCCAAAGGCCUCUAUUUUACAGUCAUUCUCAACUGUAUCUCGGCUGCCAUCCAAGGAUGGGACCAGACCGGUGCAAACGGUGCCAACCUCUCCUUCCCGCAGGCGUUUGGUAUUGCCGAUAGCGGGGCUGAAUGUGAAGCGGCCGGAAAUUGCGGCAGUAAUAGCUGGCUGAUCGGCUUCAUCAACUGUUGCCCCUAUGCAGCCAUUGCCAUCAUAGCGGUGUGGGCCAGCGAUCCGCUCAACACCCUCUUUGGGCGAAGAGGUACCAUCUUCUUCGCGGCCAUAUUCAGCCUGCUCGCCCCAAUCGGCUCGGCCGUAGCACAGGACUGGCCUCAGCUGGCCGUCUGUCGACUGCUACUCGGGAUUGGCAUGGGGCUGAAGGAAGUGACCGUGCCUCGCUUCUCGACUGAGAUUGCCCCGACCAGCGUCCGGGGCGGGCUCACCAUGACCUGGCAGAUCUGGAACUGCAUGGGAGGAGUGUUCGGGUCUGCGGCCAACUUGAUCCUCUAUCGCAUUGGCCCGAUUUCGUGGCGUCUGCAAUUCGGAUCGGCUUUUAUCCCUGCUGUUCCUCUGCUCCUGGGAAUUUGGUUCUGUCCCGAGUCACCUCGUUGGUACAUGAAGAAAGGCAGAUACAGGGACGCUUACAAGUCCCUGCUCCGGCUUCGAAACGGUCCGAUCCAGGCUGCACGGGAUCUGUACUACAUCCAUGUCCAAAUGAAACAGGAGGAGUUUUUGAUCCGUGAGAGCGAGUGGACAAAGGCCGACAACAUGCUGACCCGAUUCACUGAGCUCUGGACCAUCCCUCGAGUCCGGCGAGCCACCCAGGCCGCCAGCAUUCUGAUGAUUGCUCAACAAAUGUCUGGCAUCAAUAUCAUGGGCUUCUAUUCCGCCACCGUCUUCACACAGGCCGGAAGCUCUGUGCGCGAUUCCCUCCUUGUGUCCUGGGGUUUUAACAUGGUGGCGGGCGCCUUCACCGCCCCCUCUCUGUGGAUGAUUGACCGCCUGGGCAGACGUACUCUGUUACUGUCGACGUUUCCCAACAUGUUCUGGACCCUGUUGGCCGCUGGAUUCUGCUUCUACAUCCCUAUCACGAGCGAAGCCCAUUUGGGCCUGAUCGCCUUCUUCGUCUUCCUCUUCACCGCCUUCUACAGUCUAGGCGAAGGCUGUUGCGCGUUUGCCUACUCUGCCGAAGUCUUCCCCAUCACUCAUGCCGAGGUGGGAAUGUCGUGGGCUGUUGCCACCAACAAUUUCUGGGCCACCGCACUCUCGCUGACCUUUCCGCGAAUGCUGACCGUCAUGGGGCCCACGGGCGCUUUCGGAUUCUACGCAGGAUUGAACAUCAUUGCCAUGAUCUUUAUCUUCCUCGCCUGCCCCGAGACCAAGAUGCGGUCGUUGGAGGAACUGGAUAUGGUCUUCUCCAUCCGGUCGAGAACUUAUGCAAAGUGGCAAGUGUCCAAGGUCCUGCCCUGGUGGAUCAAGCGUCGCAUCUUGUUCCAAGACGUGGGACCUUAA
Messenger RNA from Capronia epimyces CBS 606.96, 1878 nucleotides. RefSeq lists its product as uncharacterized. The record is from RefSeq and is a predicted model, not a curated record. Gene Ontology annotation, molecular function: myo-inositol:proton symporter activity. Gene Ontology annotation, biological process: transmembrane transport. Lineage: Eukaryota; Fungi; Ascomycota; Eurotiomycetes; Chaetothyriales; Herpotrichiellaceae. Bases 1 to 1878 code for a protein of 625 amino acids. Gene Ontology annotation, cellular component: membrane. The transcript has 6 exons.